AACACUCGAACUUGACAGUAGAUUAGAUUUUAAAAAUGAGGAAAACGGAAAAUACACAGAGUUUUUCUUAAUAUUAUAUUUUUAAUUACAUUUACACUGUAUUCGUUGAUUAUUAGUUUAGAAGCGAUUUGUCAUUAGUUGUUUUAACAGUUAAUAUAAGCAACUGCCCAGGAUGAUAAUGUGAAAUGAUGAAUUAAAACAAAAUGAGAUCUGUUAGACACUGAAUAUAUUUUUCUUAUAAUUAAUUGUUAAAUUAAUAUUUUAAACAACAUGGAUAAGAUUAGAAUUUUAUUUGUUUGCCCACAAAAUUUUGCAGACGAGAAUGAAAGCUCUGAAGUAAUGCUACAAGCCUUUGAGGUUUGCAAACAAAAUGUCAACACAAAUGUCAGCUGGAUAAAGGAAUCAAAAUUUAAAUCUUUGACUUUAAACAAAACCGAUUUUGUGGUUUUUGAAAAGUUUGAAGGGCCUCUAUUUGAAGAACUGCGGGAUACGAGAAGCACUAGGAUUGUUGGACCAUGGGCUGUUUCCAUCUGCCUAACGGAAGGAAAGGCAAUACCCAACUAUGAAUGGCCUAUGUAUAACGUUGCAAUGUAUAAUUGUAUAGUUACUUGUUCACAUUUGACUAAAAACCAUAAAAUGGAGGUUAGGAAUAAAGUUGAAUUAAUGGGAGGUUGUUAUGUGGAUAAUCUGGUGGAGAAAAAUACUCAUUUGGUCACUGGAAGUGCUAAAUCUGAAAAAUAUUUGAUUGCUGCCGAAACUGGCUUAAAACUGAUGUGUCCAACUUGGAUAGAUGAUGUUUGGGCUGCUAGUCAAACCGCUAACGUCCACGCUGACGAUGAAGAUUUUCAAAAACAUAAAUGCCUACCAUUUCAUAAUCUCACAAUAAGUUCGACCGGGAUUACGAAUUUAGCGGAGAAACAUAAAAUUGAGAAACUGGUCAGUGAAAAUGGAGGAAACUUUAGCGGAAAACUUACUUUAGCAACGACAGACAUAUUAGUAUGUUCUGGAGAUGUUGUGAAGAGUGAAAAGUACAAAGCUGCCCGUCAGUGUGCACAUAUCAAAUGCGUCAACGUCAACUGGGUUACAGACAGUGUGGUCAAAGGUUAUGCUCUUCCUCAUGAUUUAUAUAAAGUUCAGAAAAUGACUUCGACACCUACCAAAAGAGAUAAAUACGUCAAUCCUGAAUUUUCAGUAUUGAGUGCUAUUGGAGGAUUUAAUACCUCUUCGAGAACUCAUAUCGAAGAAACACUUAGUAUGACAUCAUUAGAUGGAGAAAGAGUUUCAAACAAUAAAAGAAAAGCUAAAGAUAAUUUCGACGAGUUAAUUGAAAGCUUAGAUAUUAAAAAAGCCAAAAAAUCAGGAGAGUAUUUAGAUGGAUGUUCGGUUUAUUUAACUGGUUUCGGUUCUGAGCACAUUGACAAACUCAACAAAAUUAUAAAUUUGAGCGGUGCCACUCGAUAUGACACUUUUUCAGACAGAGUGACUCAUGUCAUAGUUGGUGAUAGUAACUCCCAUGAAGUUGCUAUCAUUAAGAAUAAAAAUUCGUCAGCUGUACUGGUAUCUCUGCAAUGGUUAAUAGAUAGUAUGGAGCAAAAACAACCUGUUAAUGAAGACAAAUAUUUAGUUGUAACUGUAGACGUAGAUGGGAAUUUGGGAUCACCACUUAGUAAGAAAGGAUUAAGUUUACUCAGAUCAAAUAGAACAGUUACUGAAAAAGAAAUAGAAAUGAAUAAUAUGAACGAAGAAGAAAUGGAUAAUGACUUUACUCCACAAAAUAUGGCACCACCAAAUGAAUCUGAUACUUUGGGUAGAUUAUUAGACGGAAUUGAUAACACAAAUUUAAUUAAGGAAGUUCACGAACCCCCCAAGUCUACACCACAGUUUCAACCAACGGAAAUGUCUACCCAACAGUCUUCAAUGUCAGUUACUCAAGACGCUGAGACUGAAGUUAGCCGAAUUUUUGAGCAUUUAAAAUUCUUAAUUGUUGGUUUUGACGAUGAGGAAUUUGCUGAACUAAAAAAAUCAAUAACAGAUCUGGGAGGUGAUGUGGUAUCCAAAUCAUAUAAAGGAAUACCAGACUACGCUGUCGUCCCAAUAUUUAACAAAAAUGAACUACACCAUACUGCCUCCGAAAUAGUAAAUGAUCUUUUUAUUGGCGAAUGCAUUCGAGAAGAAGAACUUUUAUUGAGCAUUGCUUAUUACCAUCGGCCGUUCGAUAUACCAGAUACCAAACCGGUAGAAAACUGUGUAAUAACGAUUAGCAGUUAUUCGGGAACCGAAAGAGUUUUUUUACGAAACCUCAUAGAAGCUUUAGGAGGAUUAGCCCAAGAACAGUUUUCUAGAGUGCGAUCGGAAAGCAAAGGCCUUUUUCCUUCUACGCAUUUGGUAAGUUUCGAGGCGAGCGGAAAAAAAUAUGAAGCUGCUUUAAAAUGGGGUUUACCCGUAAUAAGCAAAGAUUGGUUAUUGGAAUGUGCAAAAACCGGAAAGAAAGUGUACGAAGGUGAUUUUCUACUUGGACAAUCUGCAGCACCCGAUAGAAGAGAAGAAUAUGUAGAAAAUACUCCACAAAAAAAUAAAGUUCCCAGUGAAACGGCAAAAGUAUAUUUAACCCCUUCAGAUUUAGCAGGUUCCAGCAAGUCGUCGAAAGUAUUAACGCCAGUUAACAAUGUAACACCUUAUCACAAGAAAUUUUUAAAUAGUGCAGAGAAAUUUAGCCAAGUCACGCCAGUGAAUAAAAUCAUGAAACAAUUUAGGGAGAGCAACUUAAACUUCAGUCAAAACAAUAAAGAAACAAAAGAGUACAGCAUACCGCAACCUUGGGCGUUUGUAAAGACACCUGAAACACCGCUCGGUGCGUUUUUAAAACCGGAUCCGUCACCCAAUUUGAAAAAGCAGUUUGAAUAUUGGCUGGGACAAUUUCCUGAUAAGCCGUCUCCAAAAAGUAAUAAAAGCACGCCUCUCUCUGAAAUAAAGCGGCAGUUAGCUGAAAAGGUUGCCAAAAUUGGAGCCUAUAAGCUGAAUUUCGACGAAACGGGGGGAAACCUUCCGGAUCAACUAUUACAACAACAACAACAACUGGAUACUACUUGUACGAAUCCUGAGGUGACGUCAAGUGAGGGAGAUGUAACGCCGGAAAACCAACAGUUAGCAAGCAGAAUCAAACAAUUAGAAGACAUGCUUAGUGCCAGUGGGUCUGCUAGAAGACAAAGUACGAACUUCCAGGCUCUGAUCCCAGGUCCAGCUGGCACGUCAGAAUUCAAGGAUUCACAACCCUGCACGGUAGGAUGGGAUUUUAGGUCGCAAGAGGUGAGUUUUACAACGGGCUUUGAUACUAUUAUAAUGUUAUGUUAUUUUGUAAUAAUACUUGUGUCUCGUAUUUCAGCAUCAGCAAGCUAAAAAUCAAAUGAAAGUAUUUUCGCUUUCUGGAAUUGCAGACGACACAGAGAGGGCCAAGAUGGUAACGGAGCUGGAGCAAUUAGGAGCCACGGUAUCUAAUUUAGCCAAUUAUGAUCCGUCUUGUACACAUCUCUUAUGUCCAAAACCUGCUAGAAAUGAAAAGUCUUUAUCUUGUAUGGCUGCUGGAAAGUGGAUCUUACAUAUUUCGUACCUACAGAAGUCGAUAGAGGUCGGACAUUUUCUGAACGAAGAAGAAUAUGAAUUUGGCAAUCCCAAAUCCGUAGGAAAAUUCAAUAUUUCACACGAUAGAGAAACGGAAACACGAACACAACAAAUGCAUUGGUGGAGAAAAGAGGUCGGCAGAAGAGGAUAUGGAGUUUUUAAUGAUAUGAGAGCGAUUGUCGUAGCAAAUAAAAGGGAACCUAUCAUUCGAGUAAUAGAAGCUGGAGGAGGAGUUGUAAUCAAUCUGAAACCGCCAUUCGAGGAUACAGUUCAUGCAACACAUUGUUUAUUGGAGCAGAAAAGCGUAGAAAAAUUCACUGAUUAUAUUCCGUUGGCUAAACAGGGAAUUUAUCUUGUUAAUACAGUGUACAUUAGUGACCAUUUACAUAAUCCAAAUAAGGAUAUAAGAGACUGCAUUUUACCAUAUUUUUCAAAAUACUAUGGAAGAAAUUGAGUAAAGACUAAAAUUGUGAUUUGUACAACUAAUUAUUUUUAUAUU
Diabrotica balteata is the source of this 4117-nucleotide messenger RNA. The record is from the annotation of a GenBank genome assembly. Lineage: Eukaryota; Metazoa; Arthropoda; Insecta; Coleoptera; Chrysomelidae.